AUGAAGAAGAGGAAAGGAGAAGUGGUUGACCAGGAGGGAAACAUUUUGAAAAAGGCAAAGGUCUCUGACUUCGCGGAGGCGGAGGAAAACAAUAACAACAAACAUAGUCAACUGGUACGCACUGUGAAAGUGUUAUUACAGAAAGAGCAAACAAGGUUGUCUGGUAUGUUGAAGGUCUAUAUUCAAUGCAUGUCUUGUUGUUUUGAGGUACAUGUAUGGAAUUGGAAUUGCAAUUUUGUGUCUCAGAUGAUGUGUAAAAGUUGUAUCCCGGCUGUUCAAAGUCAGAUAGCCCUAUCCACUGGAAAUAUUAUUAUCCGACGGAUGAGUGUUAGGGAAACCAAUUACGGUAUACACAAGAUAGAGAUUUAUCCAGUGGAUAGCGUUAUUCACCCUUCAAACAACUCAGUCAGGCCCAGCUCACUCACAGUGGCCAUUCUUAUAGACAAUAAAAAAAGGCAUUUACCUCGUGUACCUGACACAGGUGACGUAAAACAAAAGAACAAAACCAGGAAACAUUAAGGUGACUCGACCCAGUUUUUUGGGGGGGGUACCAUCCUACUUUGAAGCUCUCUGGUAUCCCCACCUUUACUUUUAUCGCAAGUCUAACACAUAGAAUGGAUAACAUAUAGAUCAAUCUACAAUAUCACAGAAAAUUUUUGGCGAUCGGAGUAAAUGUCACGUGGUUAUAAUGCCACGCCCCUUUGAGGUCUGAGUCGAAAAUCUGCUGUUGCCGGCAUUUUUUCGUGAAAAUCUCUCGGCUACACAUAGUGCGCAUUAAUGCCUUGCACUGAACAGAGUUUCACCAAAAUCGCAAAGACCCAAUUCGAGAAAUUCAGCAGUUUCCAAAUUUAGGACAUAAUUUAUGCGAAAAUGAUAAGUAAUUAUAAGUAAUUUUACCCUCGGUAACUUGAAUCCUCGAUAACUCAAACCUCCCACUAAGUCGAAGUAAUUUUUGUUUCCCCUCAGAUCAUUUCUAUAUAAAGUUACCCUCAAUAACUCGAACCAUGUUUUGAGCGCUUAUAAAGUCAGGAAAAAAAACAGUGUACUGGCGUCCAAAACAUUGAAUUCUGAAUUUACCAUUGACGUGUUGUAGGCAUAUAGCUUACUAGUGGAGGCUAAUGUUGUUUGUCACAAAAUAAUGUAACAUGAAACAGCUUUGCUUCUCAAAACAGUUAAAUGCAUGCUCUAUUUAGGCUUUGUAUUUUUAUGUUAAGUUUUGAUUUAUAUCCCAGAAGCAUUGUUCCAUUUUAACUUAACAUUUUUACAGUUAAAUGUGAUCAAUAUGUUCACAAUACUGUAAAAACUGGUUUUUCCUUUGCUUUGGGCUAUUUGCCUCGAGUUUCCAAUAACUCAAACUCUCGAUAACUUGAACUUUUUUCAAUUUCCCAUGAAGGUUCGAGUUAUCAGGAGUUGACUGUACUUUCUUUUAUCACAGUAUAGUUAGUCAGCACAGGCUCCAGUUGUUCCAACGUUGGAUAGCGCUGUCCAUCAGAUAAAUGGCUAUCUAUGGAUGAGUGUUAGGGAGAUCAAUAAAUAUUGCAUUAUCCACUAAACAAAGAUUUAUCCAGUGGAUAGCGUUAUCCCCCUUUCGAACUACUCAGGGCCCAGGUUACUUAGUAUAGUUACAGUGAGUAAUGUCCUUGUGGCAUUUAUUUUGGUGAUAUUAUUUUUAUUGAGGUUUGUCCAAGCUACGCGAUGCACUUAAAGAGUCACAAAACAAGGAAAGACUGACAUGCAUUGUCCAGGAAGGUGGAGAAUUUCAUGAGGUUUUCAAGAUUUUAGAAGGAGGCCGACACAGUCUUUCCCAGCUUGAGGUACAUGUAUUACUGUAAACUUCUAUAAUGCUACUGCAAACUGAAAGUCAAAAUUGGUGCUCUAAAGUCACUAUUGCAUCUUUAUCAUGUACAGUACAUGUACAGGAAUGAAAAAAGUUAACUGUGUCAUGACUUAUCAAGCUGUGAAAGGUACAGAAGUAGCCAUUCAUUUGAGAGAAUUUGCAUGAAAAGUAGACUGAUAGAUUUAUUUUAUAAAUUAUAAUAUAAUUAUUUUAUUCCAGAUUGCUCAGUAAUAAGCUGUGGUACAAUCAUGUAAAGCCUGGAAACUACCAUAAUGAUUGUACCAUUUUCUGAGGAAAGCCAAUUGAUCUGGAUGAUCUUUAGAAACCCGCUUUACAAUAGGAGUGAAGUUGAUCUCAGUAAUCUUUUUACGUUAAGGCUGCUGUUUUGCACUUACAGACUUUAGAAAUCAAAAUUACAUUUUUAGUUCUAUUUUUGUACUAAAAGCCUGUCUGUUACAUGUACUCAGAAGAGCAGUCUCAAUUUGUGGUUAUUUACCUGUAUAAUAUCAAUAAAAUUUUCUUUCUCAGAUCCAAGCAUGCCUGGAAAUCCUAGAGAGUGUUCUGCUCUUUACUGCAGGAGACAAGCAGUUAUCUACCAGAACAGGGAUGGCAAUAGUACAGCAAGUGCUGCAAAACCAUAUAAAACUUCUGUACACAUGUCUUCAUCCAGGGAAUCCCCCUGAUGUUAUCAUGACUACUCUAAGGUUGCUAACAGCCAUGGUAACACAAGGAAUGACAGCAGCAAGAGAAGUUCAAAGGUCAUUUGAUUUUACUUUGAAGGCCAUUGGUGCACUACCUAACAAACGUGACCCAAAGGUA
This is a messenger RNA of Porites evermanni, 2656 nucleotides long. The record is from the annotation of a GenBank genome assembly. NCBI's taxonomy places the organism in Eukaryota, Metazoa, Cnidaria, Anthozoa, Scleractinia, Poritidae.